AGAUAAAUAACGCUCGGAAGGGAGUUCAACUGCUUGGAUAACGCGAAAUUAAAUCGGAGCAGCAAAAAGAUCGAAAGAAGCCCAAAUUGAGAAGGAAAUCAGAAACCCUAAGAGGAAGAGGAAACCGAAUUCUGCUGCUGUUCUUCGAGCUAGAUUACUUGAAGGUCGGAUUUUGAGGAGAUUUUUGGUCGCUCCUUGUCGAGGGGAUUCGAUUGGCACCGGGGAAGUGGGGGUUCUUUUGGAUUCGAGAUGGUGGCAGAAGCGGAGGUUAUCCACCAGAGCCUCGACGUGCAGUGCCGCGUCGCUAUGGAGAUUGACGAGAUCGUCGAUAUCUCCGCAGCGGCAGCGGCAGCGGCGGUAGCAGAGCUGGGACCCGAGGCUGCCGCGGUCACGGUUGAUGUUACCGUUUCUGAGCUGGAAUUGAGAAAGUCAGAUGCCAUUUUGGAUAUUUCUGUAAAGCCACUUCUGUUUGUUCCCAGCAUCCGGUCUGGUAGUUUUGCUGACAUUGGGCACCGGAGAUACAUGGAAGAUGAGCAUAUUCGUAUUGACAAUCUCUCAUCACAUCUAGGCUCUCUGCUUAGGUGCCCUAUGCCUAGCGCCUUCUAUGGGGUAUUUGAUGGCCAUGGAGGUCCGGAUGCUGCUGCUUACACUAAGAAGCAUGCAACUAGGUUUUUGUUCAAAGAUGCUAAUUUUCCUCGGGCAUCAGAAGCUGAUAACAAUUUUGUAGAAUCUGUAGAGAACUCUGUUCGGGAAGCAUUCCUUCUUGCUGAUCUUGCUUUGGCUGAGGACUCCACUGUUAGCAGUUCUUCAGGGACUACAGCUCUCACAGCUAUGGUGUUUGGAAGGAUUCUCCUGGUAGCCAAUGCAGGUGACUGUCGAGCAGUCUUAUGCAGGAAAGGUGAAGCAGUUGAUAUGUCGCAAGAUCAUAGGCCCAUCAAUGCAGCUGAGCGGCAAAGAGUUGAACAGUCGGGGGGUUUUGUUGAUGAUGGGUACCUCAAUGGCAUCCUGUCCGUCACACGAGCUUUGGGAGACUGGGACUUGAAAAUGCCGCGAGGUUCUCCCUCACCACUCAUUGCAGAGCCAGAAUUCAGGCAGGCAAUGCUGACCGAGGACGAUGAGUUUCUAAUAAUCGGUUGUGAUGGAAUAUGGGAUGUCAUGUCAAGCCAACAUGCGGUUGGUGUAGUGCGCAGGGGCCUCAGGCGGCAUGACGACCCUGAACGGUGUGCGAGGGAGCUCGUCAUGGAGGCACUAAGGCUCAACACAGUUGAUAAUCUCACAGUGAUCGUGGUCUGCUUUUCGGAUGAAUAUGGUGGGUCCUCUGCUUCACCAUGCCAUGAGCCAGGGCAGCAGCAGCAGCAGCAGCAGCAGCCCAGGACGAGGUGUUGCAAAAGCUUGUCGGUGGAGGCCCUCUGUAAUCUGAGGAGCUUGCUGGAUAAUGGUGGUAGCAAUUGACUGGAGUAGAACGUGGCUUCGAUGUACAUAAAUUUGGUGACGAUGCUGAAAAUUUAUAGCAAGUUAUCAUCCUAAUUUUGGCUGCUCGAGGGGGUACAAACAGCAGCUAAACAGUUUUGUAGGUCGUCUUGUUUCAUUGUUUCUGUGGCCGGGGUGAUGGAGGCACGGCAUGUAAAUAAUUGUUUAGAAGUGAUUUUAAACUUGAUGUAUCAGCAAUUAUAGGUCCAUAUUCUGAGAUA
Molecule: messenger RNA, 1691 nt
Organism: Musa acuminata subsp. malaccensis (wild Malaysian banana)
Lineage: Eukaryota; Viridiplantae; Streptophyta; Magnoliopsida; Zingiberales; Musaceae
Product: probable protein phosphatase 2C 47
Biological process (GO): protein dephosphorylation
Molecular function (GO): protein serine/threonine phosphatase activity; cation binding
Source: RefSeq, a predicted model, not a curated record